Messenger RNA from Erythranthe guttata (spotted monkey flower), 570 nucleotides. Lineage: Eukaryota; Viridiplantae; Streptophyta; Magnoliopsida; Lamiales; Phrymaceae. The record is from RefSeq and is a predicted model, not a curated record.
AUGGCCGACAAACGAAUAUCGAUGUGGAAGAUGAUAGAAACACUGGAACAAAAAAAAUGUGGUUGUCCAUUCAAAUUAAUUGGUACAAAGUCAAGGUUUGAUGAAUUAUGGCUGUUGACUGUCAUCGAUGGCAAGCAUACUCAUCCUCAGACGUUGUUUCCUCACAGACAUGGUACGACUAGUCAUAUAACUCCACAACAGAAAGCAAGAAUUCAAGAAUUGAAAAUUUCUCACGUGAAGCCAAUGUUUAUCAUGGAUAGAUUGAGGAAGGAUGAUCCGAUUAUACAAACCUCUAUGAAGCAUGUUUACAGAGGAUAUCGAUAUUGGCAUCGCGUCGAUAGUGAAACGAGCAACGCAAUAACAGAUGUUAUGGUUGCUUUCCCCAAAUCGAUUAAGCUACUACGGUUGUUCGUGUACGUUAUAUUGAUGGACUGCACAUACAAAACCGAUAAGUAUAAAAUGACUCUUUUGGAAAUGAUUGGGAUUACUCCAGUUGGGAAUAAUUUCAUGAUUGUUGUUGCAUUUAUGCCGCAUGAAGGUGCAGACACCUAUGAGUGGACUUUGAAUUGA